GGCCUCCUUAAAUAUGCAGUGCAUGCAUGUCCCAGAAGUGAAAUAGACACUGAGGUAUCUUGUAUCUUCUUAUACAAAUCUAAGGCAGAUAUCUAGUCGACAAGAACAUGGAGAAGCCGUUGGGAUUAUUGGCUUUGCCCAGCGAGAUCUUACAAAAGAUCUUUGUACAAGUGCCCACGGAGUUGAAACGGACAUGUCGGACUUUUGUGGUGAUGUACAACGAUCUUUAUAGAAACUUGUUCGUCGAUCGAUUUGGACCCCAUAUCCUCCGCACAAUUGCUGAUUAUGACUACAAAUAUUUGGUUGACUACAUACGAUCAUUUGACUAUUGGAGGAAAGACAUUCGUAAUAUUAUAUCAGAGCAUUAUGACUUAAGACUCCCGUAUACUGAUGAAGAUGAGCUGGAGGGUGAAAAAGUGGACCCCGCAAAUAAAUUGAAUUGCCAAUACAUCAGAGACUCGUGGAAAUUGGUCUAUGGAAUAUAUGUGAACCGUCGCAUUUUUGUAGAUUACGAUGAUUAUACCGUCAACUCCUACGUGAAUGCACCAAUGAGUUCGGUCAAAAUAGACAAGACGUUGAAAUUGACACCAGGACUUUAUAAUCUGUCAUGUGCUUUGAUCAUCAAAACCUUUGCUGGCAUGAGUUCGAGUGUUUUCAAGGUUUUGGAUGGCAAAACGGGGGACAAGCUCUUGGAGUACCAGCCUGCCUCGCAUUUCUCGGAAUUGGUGCCACACAACAAGUUUGUGUUACUGGAUAUUGGGUCGUUUGAAGUUAAGAAGCCAAAAAUUGUGGAGCAGGAAAUGGAUGAAUCCAGUUCAGAGGAAAGUAAUGGAGAGGAAGUUGUGGCAACAAUGGAGGAAGCCGUUCAGAGCAAAUUGGUUGAUAUUCGUGUGGUUGUUGAGGAAGCGGGGGUGAUGGUCAAAUCGGGGUACAUCUUAUGUUAUAUUGACGUCAACGCAUACCAACUUAAAGACUGUAUGAUUGACUCGGCUGGAGACUUAUACUGUGUCAACGAAAAGUACUGGUUGGCUUGGUGGAUUGAAAACCAGCCUCCACUCCCGGAGAACGUUGUCAACGUCCUUUUGAAAAAGUUGUACAAGAGCAUGGAGAAGUCGAUGAAACUCAUCAAGCCAACAACUCCACACCGAAGGAUGGGUUCUUUCGCUGAGUCUAAUCUUGACGCCCGGAUCAAGAGAGCUGAUAUGAGUCCUGUAGUGGUCGAGAAUGAGGACGAAACCGACGGUACUGACGGUACCGAUGGAGAGGUAAAUUUGGAAACCUACAACAGAGAGUUUUAUUCGAAGCUUAACAGGGAGGGGGAGUUGAUUGUUAGGGAGUUCAAGUUCCGGACAAUGAAAGAUCGGAGACGAUAUGAGGAGUGGAUUGGGCAAACGGGAGAGGAAAAUUAUUCCGUUAAGUCUGGGACAGUAUAUACUAUGGAGCCUCUCAAAUGGAAGCUGACUACGAUAAUGGAGAUUUGAGAAAUCUGGGCCCUAACUUUAUAGACUCUACAUAGUUCAUUGUAUACAUAGUUGCAGUAAGAUAGGUAAGAUAGGGGAGCUGUAUGAAA
Molecule: messenger RNA, 1570 nt
Organism: Pichia membranifaciens NRRL Y-2026
Lineage: Eukaryota; Fungi; Ascomycota; Pichiomycetes; Pichiales; Pichiaceae
Exons: 1
Coding region: 108-1481 (457 amino acids)
Source: RefSeq, a predicted model, not a curated record